Messenger RNA from Botrytis cinerea B05.10, 1282 nucleotides. RefSeq lists its product as hypothetical. NCBI's taxonomy places the organism in Eukaryota, Fungi, Ascomycota, Leotiomycetes, Helotiales, Sclerotiniaceae. The transcript has 2 exons. The record is from RefSeq and is a predicted model, not a curated record. The coding region runs from base 287 to 625 and encodes 112 amino acids.
GCAGAAUACAUCUAUUUGAAAUGAUAAGGCACUUGAUAUCGAGGUUCUUUGGGAGAUCCGGCAUUCAGCAUUAUAAAGUUAUUUCAUUCUCCCGUUCUCUACAAGUUAUUUACUCAUUGUUUGGCGGCAAGAACCCCACGAUUCAUUCCUUUACAUUCUACGUACCUCAACUUCUAUUCUAUUUCUCAUAUUAUAUCUGCAGUGCAAUCAUUUUACUGUUUCCGAAAGUUAUUUUUUCCCCACAUCUAUACAUUCAGAAUCUAUCGCGAGAUCACCAAAAUAUACAAUGCAAUUCUCAAUCUUUGCUCUCAUCCCACUCCUCGCUUUCGUGACGGCCGCUCCAACUACCACCAAAAGUAGAGCAAGCCUCGUUCAAACCUGUGCAAAAGCCGACCUUGGUAAAUCAUGCAAUGCUGGCUUCAUUAGUGGCGUUGCAGCAACCGGCCUUUGCACUUCUGUUAUCAUCAACGUUGAAAGCGGCAUAUUUGCAUGCUCUGUUGGAACAACAAGCACGGCGACUUCUCCUAGAGCAUCCACCUCUGUCUAUGGUGAUGCAGCGACGGACAAAGGAAAGCAUUUGAAGGAUUUGAGAAGGAUUGUUGAAAGAGGCAUCCCGGUGUUUUGAAGUCGGAUGGGUGAAAGUGUUUGAAUUAUGAGGGAGGAUAAAAGGAAAGAAGAUGAUAUAUGCUGGACAAAUCUUUGAUCGGAUCCUUUAUUUUCUUACGCUCUUUAAGCAAAGCUAUUUCCUUCAAUUGGUGGCAUAUUGAAGUGGCAUACAGCGGGGUAUGAAUGAAUAUGAAGCGCUAUGAACGAGUAUCAAGCCAUCACUUGACUGUGAAUCAAACUUUAGAAUCUACCUACCAUUGGCUCGUUCAGUUUUCCAUUUUUCAACAAAUUUUUAGUUACAAAAUGGAUAAUAUGGUGUUUUGCUAGAUACAUGCAUGCAGGGUCGGCCACUUAGCAUCUGUUUCUUUGCACAAAUUUGACUGGGCUCCCCGCAUUAAGCAUUGAUCCAUUGCAACAAACUAAACACAUCAUACAUAGAUACAAAUCAACUUUUUUUAGAGAUAUCCCGACCGCAGCCUAACAGUGGAAUCAUUUUCUAGAUCUGAAGGCCCCAUGGUGAAGAUACAUCAGCAAUACUGCCUCUUCAAGAAGAAUCGGCGGAAGGGGACAGGGUAAGAAGACAAGGAGAUGUAAAGAUAGGGUAGGGAGAUAAUUUCCGUUAUCGAGAGAUAAUGAUGGAGAAAAAUAAACGAUCAGGAUGCAUAAAGGCGGGCCA